UUAUUGUUGAGCUUAUACGCUGGCUUAGGCUUAGGCUUUGGCUCUCGCUUGUUUCGAUUCGGCCCGUUAGGGUUCGUCGAGGUUUUCCCAUGGAAGAGUCGGCGAAGAGGAAGGCGAACCUUCAGGCUAUGCGCUUGGAGGCCGCUCAGGCCGUCGCCUCCAAUCAAUCGUCCCACUCCUCUUCAUCCUCAACUAGCUUUCUGCCUUCUCCGCCUCCAUCGCUGCUGCGGCUGCCGCCGCCACGGUUCGGCGAUCGUCCGGAACUCCAGACCCCGCCGCCGGCACCCAGGUUCGACUUCUACACCGACCCCAUGUCGGCCUUCUCGGACUCCAAGCGGAUGAGAGGUGCUGAUGCAUCCGGAGGGUUCAGCCCCUUUUCCCCUCGCCGCCCAACCCCGCCGUCUUCGCCAUCUUUCCCUUAUGGAAUAAGGAAUACGUAUGUGGAUAGCAGUUACCCUGCUUAUCAUCAGACACCCCACCCAUCAGAUUCUAGCUCCUACAGAAUGCCAUCACGAGUUCCUCACAAUAGUUCCUGGAGAAGCCCUAUUCAGUUGCAGAGUUCCUUGUCAGGGCAUCAAGGAUCCCCUGUUACUGGCCUAGGUUCCUGGAAUACAUCUGGUGGUUCCUCUGGGCGUGGCUUUCAGGCAAACCCUUCGGGUAGCUUUUUUGGAAGCCCUCAUUUCAGCCCGGGAGGGAGUCAGUUAAGCAAUGCCCAAACUAAUAGUCCGUAUUCCAAUUUCGGAAGAGGCAGGGGUGGACAAUAUAGCGGUGGCUCGGGUUCAAGAUCUAUUGGAGGUAGAGGACAAAGAUUCAAUGGCAGAGUUUCUACACGAGAUGAUAUUGCGAGUUACUUCCGCAAGUCCAUGCUCGAAGACCCAUGGCGCGACAUGGAACCGGUUGUCGGAGACAUAUUGGAGCCAAUGGCUGGCCCAGGAUAUUGGCUUCCAGAAUCAUUAUCCUGGAAGAAGAGCAAAGUGCCGGAAACUGAGAGUAGGUAUAAAUUGGAGUCGAAGUCCAGCCUCGCUGAGUUCCUCGCAGCUUCAUUAGAGGAGGCCAUCAGCGAUAAAGAUUAAACAACACCAUAUAUUGACUUUCUCAAGUUUGUUGUAAUCUUUUUAUGCAUUUAGGAGACAUUCUAGAGGCUGAAUGGUUGCUAGCCUAAUCUCAGUUAUUUAGAAAAGCGUGCUAUGGAUAUAUUUGUUUAGAUAUAAGCCAAAAGGAAUGAGGUUGGUGAAAUGCUCUUUUGACUAUUGUGUAAAUUGUUUCAUUUAUGAUCCAAAUGUGUUGUGAAUGGAUCAAGCAAGCUUUAGAUUUUCUCAGUUUGUAGUGAUUGAGGAUCUGUUUAAAUACAUUUCUUUCUCCAAGCUUCUCUUUA
Molecule: messenger RNA, 1375 nt
Organism: Zingiber officinale
Lineage: Eukaryota; Viridiplantae; Streptophyta; Magnoliopsida; Zingiberales; Zingiberaceae
Product: protein SICKLE-like
Exons: 2
Coding region: 90-1073 (327 amino acids)
Biological process (GO): miRNA processing; mRNA splicing, via spliceosome
Source: RefSeq, a predicted model, not a curated record